Molecule: messenger RNA, 4367 nt
Organism: Pteropus alecto (black flying fox)
Lineage: Eukaryota; Metazoa; Chordata; Mammalia; Chiroptera; Pteropodidae
Gene: REEP3
Product: receptor accessory protein 3
Exons: 8
Coding region: 211-996 (261 amino acids)
Biological process (GO): endoplasmic reticulum tubular network organization
Cellular component (GO): endoplasmic reticulum tubular network; cytoplasmic microtubule; endoplasmic reticulum membrane
Molecular function (GO): microtubule binding
Source: RefSeq, a predicted model, not a curated record
CUGGCUUCGCGGCGGAUCCGCCGACGGGCGGGGGACCGACCGCCUAGCAGCUCGGGCCGCCGCGCGCAGAUACCGAGCCCGGCUCCGAGGGCUCCAGCACGGCCCCGGAGAACACGAGGAGCCGGCUAGCGCGUGGCCUGCCGUUGGCAGCUUGGUCCGCCACGCUCGGCGCCCUCCCGCCCCGGAGGUGGGGUCCAAGCCCCAGGGAAAAUGGUGUCCUGGAUGAUCUCCAGAGCCGUGGUGUUGGUGUUUGGAAUGCUGUAUCCUGCAUAUUAUUCAUACAAAGCUGUGAAAACAAAAAACGUAAAGGAAUAUGUUCGAUGGAUGAUGUACUGGAUUGUUUUUGCACUCUAUACUGUGAUUGAAACAGUAGCAGAUCAGACAGUCGCUUGGUUCCCCCUGUACUAUGAACUUAAGAUUGCUUUUGUCAUAUGGCUGCUCUCUCCCUAUACCAAAGGAGCAAGUUUAAUAUAUAGAAAAUUCCUUCAUCCACUUCUUUCUUCAAAGGAAAGGGAGAUUGAUGAUUAUAUUGUACAAGCAAAGGAACGAGGCUAUGAGACGAUGGUAAACUUUGGGCGGCAAGGUUUAAACUUAGCAGCUACUGCUGCCGUCACUGCAGCAGUGAAGAGCCAAGGGGCGAUAACCGAGCGGUUACGAAGUUUCAGUAUGCACGAUCUAACAGCUAUCCAAGGGGAUGAGCACAUGGGACAAAGGCCAUACCAACCUCUACCAGAAACAAAAAAGAAAAGUAAACCAGCCUCCAGUGAAUCAGCAGUUUUAACAACUUGCUUAGGUUAUGGAAUUCCACUGAAAGACAGAGAUGAGAAAACAGAUGAGGAAGCAGAAGGACCAUAUUCAGAUGAUGAGAUGUUAACACACAAAGGGCUUCGAAGAUCGCAAAGCAUGAAAUCUGUGAAAACCGUGAAAGGCCGAAAAGAGGUGCGGUAUGGGUCCCUAAAAUAUAAAGUGAAGAAGAGACCACAGGUGUAUUUUUAGUCAUGUACACUUCAAGUAUCCCAAGACAAAUUAUGCUAAUGCACCAACUGUUUUUUCUAACGUUAGGAUUUACACAUUAAAAUAAUUCUGUAAAUUGUGGCAGUGAUAGGGUUUACUUUCAUCAACUUAAAUACUUUUUAUUUCUUUAACAAUUACUUUCAUUUCUUGACUGUUAAAGGUAGUUAUGCAAAGCAUAUAUGUGUGUAUAUAUAUCAAAAAUGAUAGAAAAUUGUGUUACAUGUUUUCAAAUUUAUCAGCAAUAUCAAGGGCCUGAGAUACAGGAUGAAGCACAAACCUACAAUAUACUUGAGAGGAGUGUUUUUGUGGUUCAGGAUAUAUCAACUUUUGUGAUAUUGUAUUGUUUACCUCCAUUUAUGUUAUAACUAUCACAUGAGAGUAGUAAUUAAAUAGGUCUCUGAUCUAACAGUAAUAAGACAAGGGCAUAAUGAGAUAAAGUAUGUUUCACAUAGUCUUUAAAUUUUUACUUUUUUAAUAUUUUAUAGUGUUUCCACCAUCAACGGAAAGUUUUCAAAACAAAUAUUUGAAAACCAGGUAUUCACAAAGCACUUUCAUUCCUGACUAGUUUUGCACACUUGAAAAUUGUUUACUUAUUUUACAGCUGUACAUUUUAAGUUUCAUCGGCACUGUCUUUAUUAUUUGUCAUAUUCUGACAUGUUAAAUUUAUGCCUUGAAUUACAUCAUCUCUUUUCCUGUGGGUUUCAUUUGUUAAAUUUGCUUGAUUUUAACAAUAUAAAAAUAUAGCUAAUUUUUCAAGUGUAGCUAUUUUUAAUUAUCUUCUUUACAGAUAAGAAAGUAUUUUAAACAUUAACCAGUUUUCAAUAUUUAGCCAUACAUUGUGGUUGAACUUAGCAUGCUUUUAACACUAAUUACAUUUUUGGCUUUUAAAAGUGGUAGCUUUUGUGAAAUAAAGUUAGAGACCAGUAUAGCACAUAGGUCUCUUCUAAUUUAUGAAAAUAUCCAACAGCUAGUCCAUUCACAAGCUUGGCACUUGUAUGUGUUGUUGAUUUAUAAAUCUGGCAUUAACUAGAAUCAUUUGAAUCGCUUCUCUUCUGGGUAAAAUUAUAUCCUGAAGAUAGUUGCCAAUGCAAAAUACAGAUGUUGUUAAUCUUAGAUUUUAGAAGCUAUUAGAAUGGAUAUUAGAAAAAUAUCCUUUUCUAACCCCAGAUACUUUGAGUUACUGGACUUAGAGGCAUUUUUAGAUUGCAUUGAUAGCUAUAUAUUAUAAACUCUUAAGUCACUAUGUUUUUGGUGAUGGUUUUAGUGAUCGGUAAUGAAAUUUGUAAAAUUAUACUUGUUCAGAUAAUUUACUUGAUGAUGCUACUAGUUUGUCCAAAAGAAAAAACAAUGAGAAAUUUAUGAGAUCUUUGACUUUUCUACCUUUAAAGAAAUAAAGCUAGCUGGCAGUGUAUCUUCAGGACCUCCUGAAAGUAUUAGCAGAGAACAGAAUGUUUACUCCAAAGUACCUUAAUAUAAUUCAGACAUUUCUCUGAUACAAGUCUUAAAAUAUUUUCUAGAUUAUCUCACAUUCUUGAUAUAUAACACCAAGUAAAAAUUCAUUCAACUUCUUUGCUAUCAAAGUUUAUUUCUAUGAGUAUCUCCAUCUACUUUACCUUGACUAAUUUUUAGCCUCUUAGUUUCUGGAAAGCCCUUUAAUUUGUGUUCAAAAUUUCUAUGAGGGCUGAUUAUAAACUCUUGGAAGAGAGUUUUAUUUAUAUUGUAUAGUUUUAGACUUAUAAAUAUAAAUGCCAUGCCAUGCUUGCCAUGCGUGUCUUUCCUGCACAAAGGCAGUGUCAUCUCAGAUUGCCUGACAAUGUCAUGUACCUGACUUUGUAUCAAAAAACAUUACCUAUGGAGGCUGAUUUUUACCAUUUUAUCUUUUCCAAAUCUGAUCUCAUAAAUACUUUUCUAAAUUCGAGGAAUUAUGUAUCCCUCUACACUUUUGGAAUCAAAACAUUUAAAGACAAAACCAGUUUCAAAGAGGUAGUACAAGUUCUUCUGUUUAAUUGUAUCUCUUCACACUUACUAUGCUUCCUCUGAUAUAUUUCUACUAUUACAUCCUUUAUACAGUGAUGUCAUUUUGUUUUUCUAUAAUUCCUUUUCUCCCAUUUUCUUAAAUUUCUUAAAUUUUGCUUCUUUUCUCUAAUGUGUGUUUUAGCAUGCCCUUUCCUUUGAAUUUUGUAUAAGUUUAUACAUUUUUGUUUCUUUUAAGGUGGAACAUGUUAUUUUUUGUUUCUGUUUUUAAGUCCACUGCUUUUGAAAGAGAUAAAUUUAUCCUUAGACCGCAGUGCCUUGCUUUCCUGCCACCAUCACUUGGUGAAUGGGCAUCAGAUGCUGCACAAGCCUAUCUAAGGUACUAUUUUGGUAGCUGUUAAAGUUUAUCCAGAAAUUGUAUUCGUUGUUUUAUUAUAUAUGCAUUCAAUUUGUUUGUUACUAUUAACUAUUUCCAGAAUUCGUUUGGAAGUAAGAAUUAAUCUAUUCUUUAGUUCACCAAAUUUUUUUCUGGUAUAAAAAUGAGCCAGAAAUAAGCUUGAUUGCUAAGUAAUUAAUUAUGUAAACCCACUUAGGUCCUACCUAAGAUAUUCUCCACACACUUUACUAUAUGUGCAUUUGGUAGAAAAUGAUACUGCCAGCAUUACUAAUUAUUAAUACUUGACUACCCAGAUUGAUGGAACAAAAUUAUUAGUGUUUUCAGGGAACUUAAUCCAUAUGUCACCACCAAAGAUUUCUACAGUGUUAUAAAUUAUGUAAAUAUUCCAAAUUUCUGUUAAGACAUUGGUUAGACAAAUGUGGUUUUUUUUCCUUUUUUGAAAAUAACAGUUUAUGCUUCCGGAACGCUUGAACUUUUGUUAAAAAGAAUACAAUGCUAUCUUAAAUAUUAGUAAUUUGUAUUUUUAAUUGAAAUAGACUAAAUUUUUAUUCUGAUUUUCUUUAUCAGGAAAAUCAAGGAGUUAAUAGGUAUUGAAAAGCAAUUUUCUGUUUUCUCCUGUGUAGGCUAAUUGAUUUGAAAAGCUAAUGGGAAAAUUUUGAGAGAUCAUUGUUAGUGCAGUAUGCAGUGUAUAUUUCUUAGUAAACAUCAUUUACAAGUAAAACUUUCUGAAAGGAAAUGUUUUUAAGAUUUAAUCUUCUAUAAUAUUUCACAGAGUUAAUGUGUAUUAUUUAAACAUUGACCACGAAUUAACAUUUUUUCUUUCAAUACCUUUUCUUUUAACACUUUAGUAGUUAAGAGAAAGCAGUUUUGCAAUUUUAUAAGCUCUUUGUAAAGGCUAUCUUUAGGCCUAGUAUGGAAGUAAUUUUACAAACGUGUUUUUUGAAAACUUUAAUAUAAAAUAAACUUGUUUUAUUAGUGACAA